This is a messenger RNA of Melanotaenia boesemani (Boeseman's rainbowfish), 3110 nucleotides long. It is a transcript of the gene drd2a, whose product is annotated as dopamine receptor D2a. Gene Ontology annotation, cellular component: glutamatergic synapse; presynaptic membrane. Gene Ontology annotation, molecular function: G protein-coupled receptor activity; dopamine neurotransmitter receptor activity, coupled via Gi/Go. Gene Ontology annotation, biological process: adenylate cyclase-inhibiting dopamine receptor signaling pathway; adenylate cyclase-activating adrenergic receptor signaling pathway. Bases 464 to 1867 code for a protein of 467 amino acids. The record is from RefSeq and is a predicted model, not a curated record. The transcript has 8 exons. NCBI's taxonomy places the organism in Eukaryota, Metazoa, Chordata, Actinopteri, Atheriniformes, Melanotaeniidae.
UCUUUCUGUGUGAUAUACCAAACUUACCUAUCUGAACUGUAACUCUGAUCAGUCUAACAGCCUCAUUCACUGAAGCUUUGUAUGGACUAUGUGUGAGUGACAUGCUCAUUUCUGUGGUCUGAGUGUUUGCGCGACUGAACGCACGAGAGCUGUAGGUGCUCGAAGCUUAUAGGAGGCAUUUAUUUGUGCGACAAGACUGUUAUUAUUGAUCUUUGUUGGACGUGAUUCGAAAUAGCUAAAAGCAAACAUUUUAGGCAACUCUUUGUCGUUGUUCAGCUCGAGUAGAAAGCUCUGAGCAUAUAUAAUUAUUCUGCGCGUGUGGAGACGACCUUCCCCACCCAAUUUCUGAUUAUUUGUGUGUUUUCAACUGGCGGUCAAUACUGGACUCACCGGAGGAAGCGGAUCCACAAACAACGCUUCGUGUCGGGCAGGGCCCAUUCCUGGCCUACGUCACUCACAGCUAAUGGAUGUCUUUACCCCGUAUGCCUACAAUGAAAGCUUGUACGAUAACGGAACAUGGAGCUUCAACGACACAAAACAGGAGCAGAGGCACCCUUACAACUACUAUGCCAUGCUUCUUACACUGCUUAUCUUCGUCAUUGUCUUUGGCAAUGUGCUGGUUUGUAUGGCUGUAUCCAGAGAAAAGGCUCUACAGACCACCACCAACUACUUAAUUGUCAGCCUGGCUGUCGCUGACCUUCUGGUCGCCACUCUGGUUAUGCCUUGGGUUGUCUACUUAGAGGUAGUGGGAGAGUGGCGAUUUAGCAAGAUCCACUGUGACAUCUUUGUCACUCUUGAUGUAAUGAUGUGUACAGCCAGCAUCCUUAAUCUUUGUGCCAUCAGCAUUGACCGAUACACAGCAGUUGCAAUGCCAAUGCUGUACAACACACGCUACAGUUCCAGGAGACGGGUCACAGUGAUGAUCUCUGUGGUGUGGGUGCUGUCUUUUGCCAUAUCUUGUCCUCUGUUGUUUGGGCUAAAUAACACAGCUACUCGUGAUGCGUCUCUUUGUGUGAUCGCCAAUCCAGCCUUUGUGGUGUACUCCUCCAUCGUGUCCUUCUAUGUACCCUUCAUCAUUACCCUCCUGGUUUAUGUGCAAAUUUAUGUGGUCCUGAGGAAGCGCAGAAAACGUGUAAACACAAAACCAAAGCAACGUGUCUGUCAGUCUGCUGAGCCUGAUGUAGCCACUUCGCUGAAGGACAAGUGCACUCAUCCAGAGGAUGUGAGGCUGUGCACGAUGAUUGUUAAGUCUAAUGGGAAUUUUGCUGUCAACAAGAAGAAAGUGAUUUUCAUCAAAGAUGUAGCCAAUGAGGGGGAAGAUCUGGAGUUGGAUGAGCUGAAUCACAGUGGCAGCAGCCAGAAGCAGAAGCAGCAGACACAGAGUGUCCUAGGAGACACUCCGGCCACCAGCCACCAGCAGCUGAUGCCUAACAAAGCCAACGCUAGCCCCACUUCCACACCUCCCACACCCCCUGAGGAUGGCCAAAAACCAGAAAAAAAUGGAGAUCCUAAGGAAGCCCUAGCUGACCGAGCACCCAUUGUAGCCAAAGCCUUCCAGACACAGGCCUUACCUAAUGGCAAGACUCAGACGUCAGUCAAAACCUUGAGCAAGAGGAAGAUUUCCCAGCAGAAAGAGAAGAAAGCUACUCAGAUGUUAGCCAUUGUUCUUGGUGUAUUCAUCAUAUGUUGGUCGCCGUUUUUCAUCACGCAUAUCUUAAACACCCACUGCACCAAAUGCAAGGUUCCUGCCGAGAUGUAUAAUGCUUUUACGUGGCUGGGCUACGUGAACAGUGCUGUAAAUCCCAUCAUAUACACCACCUUUAACGUGGAGUUCAGGAAGGCUUUCAUUAAGAUCUUGCACUGCUAAGCCACAGCAUCCCUUACAAUUUGGACAGGGGGAGAAGUGAUGAAAGGGUUAGGCCAACACUCUGGCAAAUACCUCAUCCUGUUAAGGAAAACACAUCACAUGGGACAACUGCAAUCUGCUUUUCAAUCUUAAGGAGUAACAUGACUGAAAAAAUGGCAAUAUCUUCUUGAAAGGCAUGUUAGCUCUGUAUGUGAAUUGUUUGUGGAGUCCUGUUCUCCAGAUCACUGAAUGUAAAACAAGAAAAGUCUGUAACAAUGACCUGUUUGUGGAGAGAAAAAAAUUACAUUGUUCUCUGAACUCAUUGUGUUUGUUGCAUAAGAAGCCAUCUGUGUAUAUCACACACAUGCAAGCUGCAAACUGAUAUUUAUCGUGUGUGUACUUUAUGUUUUGAUGAUGGAAACUUUCUGCAAUUCUUAAAGAUAUCACGUCAGUGUUCAUUGAAGUGUUAAAACUGAUGUGUCAGCUCUUGCUCUAGAAAUCUAUCACUGAUUGGAAUAUGUGUCAAAGAAAUUAUUUAAUUGCUGUACAAUGUGACAAUGCCAAUUUCUGCAUUUUUGCAAUUUUAUAUUAUUAUUAUUAUUAUUAUUAUUAUUAUUAUUAUUAUUAUUAUUAUUAUUAUUAUUAUUUGCUAUAUUGUAUAUAGUUUUAUUAACACAUUCAAUGUGAUUAUAUGCCUGCAAUGGAAAUGUGAUGCAUGCUACACUGCUCCUCUACUUGACUUUUCAUGAAAUGUAUGUUAAUGAAAAAUAGCAAAAGAGCUCUAAUAAAUUAAAUUAAGAUACCUGUCAAGUGCCACAUAGAUAUCAUUGUUCACUGUGUGAAUAUAAACACGCACACAUAAACAUUUAUAAUAAUUAUAUCUUGCCUGUCAUUAAUUUUUGGUGUGCAGUUUAAAUAUUGCUGUUUGCAUUCAUAUUAGAUGGCAAAGUAUGUGGAAUUAGCAGCUACAAGAUAUAAUAAUUUGGAUGCGCAAAGCCAUUUAGCUGCAUCCCUGGGCCUUUGAUGAGUAAAAAUGAGGUGAACUUGGCUAAACUAAAGCAAUAGCUGCAAUAAAUUUAAUUUAAUUAUUUUGCAACCAGAGGUUGUAUGUAGUGCUUUUGUUCUUCGGUAUGCGACUCAAAAAAACAGAAAGUUAAAGAAUAACAAAUAAAUUGUCAGGUCCCAAAACAUAAAUUAGUGUUGUGAAUUUUGUUUUCUCAGCAUGAGAAAAUUAGUUCUAUUGGUACAGUUGCGCAGGGCUUUG